UUCAUUAGUGACGCAUGCCUGCUCAAAGUUGUAGUGAAAUUCGUCUUGAAUUGGAAUGAGCAAAAAUCAUAAUAAAUAAAAAGUUUCACUGAGUUACAAGAGUUUGUAUAAGUUUAUUGGGAAGAUUAUUUUAAGCAUGAAUAUAUGCCGCAUAAGUAGAUCAUCUACUUUUAAACUGUGCAAAAAAGAGAUAACUUCUCAACCUCUUAUAUUCUAUCGAAAUACUUGGAUAGUAAAAAGAAAAUACACGCCACCGCUUUCGAGGCUAAACGCUGAAAGACCUCGCGUCUUGAAGGGAAAACAUUUUAUUUAUGAAACUAUUGAAAAUACUGAUGAUACACCACCUCCUGAUCUACACCUUGUUCUCACAACUUUUGUAGAAGGUAUUGGAGAUGUAGGAGAUAUUAUCUCUGUAAUGCCAGAAUAUGCUCGUAAUGAUUUGCUUUUACCAAGAAAAGCAGUGUAUGCUACUCCUGAGAAUAUAGGAAAAUAUUCAAUGAAGAAGAAGAGUAGAGAAGAAAGACCAAAAUUCAGUUCUAUUCAUGCUGCUACAAUUAUUAGAAGUUUGAGUAAGAUAGUUAUACCUGUAUUUAUGAAUUCUGAAAAUCCUUGGACUAUCACAAAGAGUCAUCUUCACAUAGCUUUUCGCAAAGAAGGUUUUUUUAUUCCACAUGAUGCCAUAGAACUGCCUUCAAGUUCUGUCGAAGGACCAGACCUUGCAAUGGAAGGUAGAGAUUUUGCAGUGACAGUUACGAUUAACAACACAGAAAAAGUGCUGGUGCGCUGCAGAGUUUUCUACAUCAAGAAAGGGAUGGAAACUGCUAUAUUGAGUGAAGAAGACUAUUUAGAAAAAAAUGAGCCCAUUCUAGCAGAACAAAAAGAACUUUUACAAUCAAUGCCUAUGCCAGAAAUUGUAGAUGAUCCUUCUUCCUCUGUAUCACUCAUUGAAAAAUAUCGCAUUAAAUAUAUUGAAUAAACUUAUUUUAUU
Parasteatoda tepidariorum (common house spider) is the source of this 988-nucleotide messenger RNA. It is a transcript of the gene mRpL9, whose product is annotated as mitochondrial ribosomal protein L9. NCBI's taxonomy places the organism in Eukaryota, Metazoa, Arthropoda, Arachnida, Araneae, Theridiidae. Gene Ontology annotation, molecular function: structural constituent of ribosome. The record is from RefSeq and is a predicted model, not a curated record. Gene Ontology annotation, cellular component: ribosome. Gene Ontology annotation, biological process: translation.